This is a messenger RNA of Aspergillus melleus, 642 nucleotides long. Its product is annotated as EMI1 family protein. The record is from RefSeq and is a predicted model, not a curated record. The transcript has a single exon. NCBI's taxonomy places the organism in Eukaryota, Fungi, Ascomycota, Eurotiomycetes, Eurotiales, Aspergillaceae. The coding region runs from base 1 to 642 and encodes 213 amino acids.
AUGGGCUGGUUGUGGAAUUCCUCGCCUCCCAAGGAGACCUCUCCGCUCCCUCCAACACCUUCCCCUCCGCAACAACAGCCUCCGUCAGACCCUCAAACGCCCGCUUCCCCGCCGCCGCCGCCGUUGACUCGCGAAGAACAAGCCGAUGCGGAGUUCAAGAAACUGCUCGCCAGCCUAGAAGGCGACAUCAACAGCGGCUCUCGAAAAGACUCGCAACAGACAUCAUCCACAACAGAAUCGGGCCCCGAAUCCACGACGCCGUCGUCCUCGAUUGCCCCCGAGUCCCUCUACCCGGACACCAUGUCCUGCCGCUCCGCGUUUGACUAUGCGUUCUUCUGCCAAUCGUUCGGCGGCCAGUUCGUCAACGUCUACCGAUACGGCGAGCUCCGGUCGUGUAGUGAACACUGGGAUAACUUCUGGCUCUGCAUGAAGACCCGGACGUGGUCUGAGGCGUCGCGCAAGAAGGCCAUCCGCGACCACAACCGCAUGAAGGCGAUCAUAUUCAAGACAGGGCCCAGCAGUGAGGAUGUCUGGGAUUUGCGGACGGAGCCGGUGCAAAAGGCCUUUGGGGGCGAUUUUGUCGCGCUGGAGAGGCAAAUGAAGGCUGAGGAAGAGGCCCGUCAAAAAGCGGCGGCUGUUUAG